UCUACGAGGUUGAUCGACGAAGCCCACAAUGGUGCGCUUGGUUUUCUACCCGCUAUUUACCGAAGAGGAGAACUUGUUCUCUCCCCUGAAAGCCCUGGACCAUCUAAGCACCUCGGUGCUUUCGGCGCUGCGUCAAGCGGAGAGCAAGAGGAAGCAGGCAUCCGCGGACCGCAGUUCAAACUGCGUUUGUAUUCGUGGCGACUCACCGUCGGCUGCCGUCGCAAGCGUCCGCUCAGCGAGGAAGAGUCGUCGCGAAGCGCCGUCGACUCAACCGCGGACGACGACUCCAAGUUCGUCGUGAACUGCAACGUACGCGGCUACAAGCCCGAGGAGAUCUCCGUGAAAGCGAUCGGCGACUGCGUCGAGGUGAGCGCCAAGCACGAAGAAGACAGCGAGGACGGUAGCAGCUACGUGAAGCGAGAGUUCACCCAGCGGUUCACCCUUCCCGAAGGUGUGAAGGCAGAGACGGUCACCUGCGCCCUGUCGUCUUCGGGCGUGCUGGCCAUCGAGGCUCCCAAGCCGGAGGUUCCGAGCAAGAAGCCGAGGAUGAUCCCGAUCACGGUAGAAUCGUCCAAGCCGAUCGAAGCGGCGUCAGAGGCCAACAAAAAGGCGGAGAAGCAGGAAGAAGGCGCUCCCGAAGCUGCAUUGGAGUCGUGAACAUUCGUGCAUUUUCCACACAUCGUUCUCCGUUCAUCCUUAGGAUCAUGUCUUUUUGUUCGCGAAGAUGCGUCCACAUUCCGCAACGUUAAUCACGUGAUUAUUUCAAUAAAUGGGUACACUCACCCCACGUUUUAAUUAUUA
Rhipicephalus microplus (southern cattle tick) is the source of this 801-nucleotide messenger RNA. Its product is annotated as alpha-crystallin A chain. Lineage: Eukaryota; Metazoa; Arthropoda; Arachnida; Ixodida; Ixodidae. The record is from RefSeq and is a predicted model, not a curated record. Gene Ontology annotation, cellular component: nucleus; cytoplasm. Gene Ontology annotation, biological process: response to heat; protein refolding.